This is a messenger RNA of Pseudozyma hubeiensis SY62, 426 nucleotides long. RefSeq names its product zinc-binding dehydrogenase. NCBI's taxonomy places the organism in Eukaryota, Fungi, Basidiomycota, Ustilaginomycetes, Ustilaginales, Ustilaginaceae. The record is from RefSeq and is a predicted model, not a curated record. The coding region runs from base 1 to 426 and encodes 141 amino acids. The transcript is spliced from 3 exons.
AUGAAGAGGAAGAACGCUGAAUCGUGCGCUGGAAUGCGGUGGCAAGUCCGAGAGACAACUUUCUUUUUGCCCCAGAAUCAGCGGCGAAAUUCACCGCGGCUUGGCGAGUUGAGCGAGGCGUUGGCGCUUGUGCCUGACCGACUGCUGGUGCUCAGGCAGGCACGACUCAUCCGAGCAGCCAGCGCCAAAGCGAGCGAGAUCGAGCAACGGACCUACAGAGGGGCGGUAGCGCCGCUCCGCAACCAAAAGGCCGAAGCGGCGAAGAGAGAAAAAAAAAUAGAGGAAACAGGGGCCAACCGUGUGUCACAUACAGGCAUUCGGGCUGUCCGACGGACCGGAACCACUGGUUCCCAGAUCCUGACAGGUCGAAAAGAUCGACUCUGCUACUACUGCCGCAAGUCCGACCGCUUCCUGUGCCUGGAGUGA